UCAAACUUGGUCAAUUUAAAACACUUGGACUUGUCAAUAAAUAACAACAUCGGCAAAAUUGAAAAUUUAUCUUCCUUGGUCAACUUGGAAUACUUGAAUUUAUCAAGAAACAAUAUCCAAUCUAUUGAAAAUUUAUCACACUUGACUCGUUUAAAACAUUUAGAUCUAUCCGAUAACAAUAUCUCACUGAUCCAAAAUUUAGCACAUUUGACUAAUCUAAAACAUUUAGAUUUGGCUCUAAAUCUGAUAUACCAAAUCGAAAACAUAUCUUCCUUAUCACACUUGCGUCAUUUGAAUCUAUCCUACAAUACAAUUGAAAAAAUUGAAAACCUAUCUACUCUAGUUCACUUGAAUUAUCUAGACUUGUCAAUUAACAAAAUCCACAGAAUUGAAAACCUAUCCACCUUAAAUAACCUACUCUACUUGGAUCUAUCAAAUAAUGAAAUAAGCACAAUUGAAAAUGUGUCCGAUUUAGUCAAUCUACAGUGUUUGAAUUUGUCCUUUAGUAACAAUCUUAAAAUUCAAAAUUUAUCCAACUUGGUUAAUUUGCAUUUUUUAAAAUUGUCCGAUAGCCAAAUCUCCAAAAUCGAAAAUUUAUCAUCCUUAUCCAACCUAGUCCAUUUGAACUUGAGUUAUAACAAUAUAUCCAAGAUCGAAAACUUAUCAAGUCUAACUAAUCUAUCCUAUUUAGAUUUGUCCUUCAAUGAGAUUUCGGAUACUCAAAACCUAUCAACCCUAUCAAACUUAUCAAAUUUACCAAAUCUCAAAAGUAUAUAUGUAUCAAAUAACAAGUUAUUUCAACUCGACAAUAAAUCUAGUCAAUAUGUUCAAUACAAUCAGCACAAUCCAUUAGAUCUAUUUGAAGUAAUCAAUUCUUGA
Messenger RNA from Ascoidea rubescens DSM 1968, 879 nucleotides. RefSeq names its product L domain-like protein. The transcript has a single exon. NCBI's taxonomy places the organism in Eukaryota, Fungi, Ascomycota, Saccharomycetes, Ascoideales, Ascoideaceae. Gene Ontology annotation, molecular function: protein binding. The record is from RefSeq and is a predicted model, not a curated record. The annotation marks the transcript as partial.